This is a messenger RNA of Eruca vesicaria subsp. sativa (arugula), 651 nucleotides long. Lineage: Eukaryota; Viridiplantae; Streptophyta; Magnoliopsida; Brassicales; Brassicaceae. The record is from the annotation of a GenBank genome assembly.
AUGGUAUCGUCAGGAUCUCACGUGCUUCCGGUUUCGACGAGCAUCCCUCAGCCCCCAACCUUAACCGCUUUGGCGGAAUCACAGCCUCCAGCCGUCCGUGCAUUUGUGAAUCGCUGCACUGAAACGGUCCGUGAUAGUCUGUCCCGUAGCCGUCCAUGGUCGGAGCUCCUCGAUCGAUCCGCCUUCACCAAGCCGGACUCUCUUUCCCACGCUGCGUCGCGACUCCGGAAGAAUUCCUCUUAUUUCAGGGCGAAUUACAUCUGCAUCAUAUCUCUCAUCCUCGCUUUCUCUCUUCUCGCCCAUCCCUUCUCUCUCAUCCUCCUCGUCUGCCUCGCCGCUUCUUGGCUCUUCCUCUACCUCUUCCGUCCUGCCGAUCGACCUCUCAUCCUCUUCGGCCGAUCUUUCUCCGACCUUGAAACUCUCGGUGUGUUAAUCCUCUCCACAAUCGCCGUCAUCUUCUUCACUAGCGUCGGAUCUGUACUCAUAUCCGCUCUCAUGGUCGGAGUUGCGACGGUCUGCGUCCAUGGUGCCUUCAGAGCUUCCGAUGAUCUCUUCCUUGACGAGCAGGAUCCUGCUGCCGCCGGGUUUCUCUCAUUCAUCGGUGUCCCUUCGUCUGUACCAUCCGCCUCAUCAAGGCCUUCCGCCGUAUAA